Nematostella vectensis (starlet sea anemone) is the source of this 4626-nucleotide messenger RNA. Its product is annotated as rho GTPase-activating protein 26. The coding region runs from base 144 to 2633 and encodes 829 amino acids. Gene Ontology annotation, molecular function: protein binding; GTPase activator activity. NCBI's taxonomy places the organism in Eukaryota, Metazoa, Cnidaria, Anthozoa, Actiniaria, Edwardsiidae. The record is from RefSeq and is a predicted model, not a curated record. Gene Ontology annotation, cellular component: cytoplasm. The transcript is spliced from 27 exons. Gene Ontology annotation, biological process: signal transduction.
GCACUUCAAAUCAAAACUUUCCCAUGUACCGCCGUCAUCCCUUCUCCAUCGUCCAUAUUUCUAUCACUGUGGAUGCAUUUAAAAGCUGGAUUGUGCAAGUUGAGCUGGCAAUAUAAAGGCUGAUCAAGCCUCUGGACAUUAGAAUGGGGCUCAAGCCGCUAGAAUUUGCCGAUUGUUUGCUGGACAGCCCGUAUUUCCGUGAAAACGUCCACGAACAUGAGCGGGAACUCGAGCGAACGAACGAAGCAAUCAAAGGGUUGAUUAAGGAAUGCAAAGCUUUGAUGAAAGCUACUGAGAAUCUGUCUAAAGCCAAACGAAGCUUUGCACAAGUCUUGGACAAUUUCCGGUUUGAGUGCAUUGGUGAAGUUGAGACUGAUGAUGAAAUCCUUAUAGCUGCUGCCCUCAAGGAAUUUGCCCAGGUUAUUGACACAGUUGAAGAUGAGCGUGACAGAAUGAUCAACCAUGCAAAUUUCCAGCUUAUUCAGCCACUAGAGCAAUUCCGCAAGGAACAGAUUGGUGGGGCAAAGGAGGAGAAGAAGAAAUUUGACAAACAAACUGAGAAGUUCUGCAUUGCUGUUCAGAACUACUUGAAUAUGUCAUCCAAGAAGAAGGAAGUUCAAUUACAAGAGGCAGAUGCACAGUUACAAAUGGAGCGCAGGGUCUUCCAUCAGACAGCACUUGACUAUGUCUUCAAAUUACAAGAAGUUAAUGAGACAAAGAAAUUUCAGUUUGUAGAAACUCUCUUAUCAUUCAUGUAUGUACAAAUGACAUUUUUUCAUUCUGGCCAUGAAGCAUUCAAGGAUUACAUGGAAUACAUGACAGAUCUUCAACUUCGAUUACAAAAUACUAGAGACAGAUUUAGUGCAACUAAAGAACAGGCUGAAAGUUUGAUGAACAAAGUUCAGCAAAAAGCACAAAGUGGGGAGUUACAGUACCAAGGUGCACACACACGCCAGGGGUAUUUAUAUGUCCAGGAGAAGCGCAAAGGUGGCUUGGGUUAUACUUGGUCUAAACACUACUGCCUUUACACAAAAGAAAACAAGAUCCUGACGAUGAUCCCCUAUGUGCAGACGCAAGGCAAAAUGAAUGCUUGUACAGAUACUAUGGUUAUUACUCAUUGCACCAGGAGGAUGACAGAGACUAUAGAUAGAAGAUUUUGCUUCGAUAUUCAAGCUUUAGAUAGACCUGGCUCCAUCACGUUGCAAGCCUUGAAUGAAGAAGACAGGAAGUUAUGGAUGGAAGCUAUGGAUGGCAAAGAGCCGAUUUACCUGGACUCCAAUCAACUACCAACUGCAGCUGAUGCGGAGGCAGCAGAACUUGGAUUGCUCUUUAUAAGGAAAUCAAUACGUGCUGUUGAGAAAAGAGGGCUGACAGACCAAGGCUUAUAUCGAAUAGUUGGUGUUGGCUCAAAGGUCCAGAACUUGUUAUUCCAGUGUGUUGAGAAAAAGAAAAUUUCCCAAAUUGAGUUGGAGUCUGAUGACAGUGAAUAUGAAGUUAAAACUAUUACCAGCGCUCUUAAGCAGCAUUUGCGGAACAUGGAUCCACCUCUUUUCACCUAUGAAUACCAUGAGGACUUUCUUGAUGCUGUCAAACAAGAUACAUAUGAAAAAAGAGUAGCGUCACUGUCCAAGCUAGUUCAGCUCUUGCCAGAGGAGAACAAGAAGCUGAUUGUUAUGAUUAUGGAACAUCUCAAGAAUGUUGCUGCUAACUCCAAUAAAAACCUCAUGGCAGCCAGCAAUUUGGGCGUGGUCUUUGGACCAACUCUCAUGAAGUCCCGCGAAGAGACAAUGGCUGCCAUCAUGAACUUGAAGUACCAGAGUGUGGUGAUUGAGCUCCUUGUCAAGGAGUUUGAUAGGGUGUUUGGUCCUCUUAAAGAGAAAAAUGAUGUGGAAAAACGGAGCAACUCUGUGACUUCAGUAUCGUCUGUCAACUCCCUGACUGAAAAGCCUCCACUCCCCUCUCUUCCUCCAAAGAAGAAGAUAAGUAAUGACACAAGCAAUGACGCUAAGUUUGAUGAGAUCAUUGAUGACAAGAAGCCGAUGUCUGCAAAAUCAUAUCCUGCUCCUGCGCCUCCACCGCGCCCCUGCCCAGCACCGCGAGUUCGGAAAACAAUCCCAUCCUCAACAGAUUCUGAAGAAGACGAAAAUAACUCUAAGACUGAAUCCUCAAAUAGCUUGCCCCGCCCUGGAAGACCGCCCUCUCCAUCCACAAGAGGCAUGAAACCUUUGCCACCGCCUAAGAAACCAGAUGUUGUUGCUGAGUUCAGGCAGCGUAAUUCAGAUGACGAUGGCCCGCGCCCAGUCUCAAUGGUCAUUCAGAUGUUUUCAGCGGCUGAGAAAGAUCAAAAGGGCGGAAAUGAGGCCGGUGGAACAAAGUCACACUCACCACCUAGAGCUAAGCCGCCGCCUCUGCCUCGAAACCCACCCCCUAAAGAUGAAUCCACUCCUCCGAGAACGCCAAGGAGAGUGAGGACGUUAUACCCAUGUGUAGCAGAAAACACCUCAGAAUUAUCGUUUGAUGCGGGUUCCAUUAUUUCAAAUAUUCGAGAAUCUAAGGAGCCGGGUUGGUUAGAAGGAACGCUCAACGGUCGCACGGGACUGGUACCUUGUAACUACGUGGAGUUUCUGACGUGAUCCGGCCACCAAGAGUAUUAGUAAUAUAUUAUUUAGCGAUAUGAUGAAUUUGAUUCUGUUUAAAGAGCAAUAUUAGCAUGUAAUAUGAAUAUUCUAUCGACGGGGGUAAGGUAUAAAGUAUAUUUAAGCAGAUUAUGCCAACAGUUGUUUGGCUUUUUAUGUCCAAAUGUUAGCAAUAACUGCUUCGGGCGAGAAACCGCCGAUUAUAUAUAAAGGAAUCGUCGAUAAUUUAGUACACAUUUUGUGCUUAGUUGACAACAGAGGGAAGACAUAAACACCUAAGAUUUUUUAUGUUUGCAUCAAUAAUACCGCGAAAGCAGUAAAAAAAAAAGUUGAUACAUUAAGGUUUUCUGAAGAAAAAUUGACGAAUAUGAAAGUGAAAACGAAACAAAUGCUUCGAUCGGCAAAUAGGAUUGGCUGUAAUUGAAAUCAUUCUGCCUUGAACUUUUGACAUUAAAAAUAAUAAUCGAAGAAUUCAUACAUUAAUCUGGAAUUGAGUCCAUUUGUUGAUCUUUGCGGAUCGCGAGACUGGGUUUAACUCAUAUAGACAUUUUCAAGUGUUUCAAUCAUGCUCCCAGGUACAGUGGCCGGAGCUUGCCUCGGUCUCCCUGUGUCGGGACUCGUGUGGGAAAGGGCUCUCAAAUUCGCGUAUUUUGUCACGCAACGAGUAUGCGUUACAACUGCUAGGGUCGAGAACAUCGUAGUGGAAAGAAGUUUUCGAUUUAAUGAUAAAUACGAAGCCAGCAUUGGCCAUCAGACCUAAAAUAUUACUGGGGAUUUUGUAAAAGCACAGUUAUUUAAAUUUAGUGAUUUAAUAGGUUUUAUUCACAUCUUAAAAGGUCUGCGUUGUUUGUAUAUUUGGCCAAAAAUGUCCCUGUUCUCGUGGUGCACAAGAACUCUGUUAAGAGCCCUUUCGGUUUAGCGCAUAAUCAAGUGACACACCUCUCCCUCUGUUAAGGGGAGUCGAAGUAGUUUAAGACUGGUUUUCAUAUAAUCGCACUCGAUCGCACCCUGUCGCAGGAUUGUAUGGAAACACCGUGCGAUCGUGUGCGAUCGUGUGCGAUCAUAUGGAAGCCAGCCUUAACUAUAGUGUAAGAUAGAAAAGUUCUUGAAAUGUAAAAAAAAAAUUGAUCGCUAGGUACAUCUAUACUAGAUCACAAGAGAGUAAUUAUGUGUGGUAGUCACGCCAUGCAAUAAAGACGCAUCUUACAUCCUUAUCGAAGAGAUAGAAUAAUGCUAAAUUUAGUAAAUAAUUAAUAGUAUAACAGAGCUAUUCAUGGCUCAAUGUACAUAUUUUAGUUCAAGAAAUGGUGUCUUUGUCAGGUAUGAUUUCGCUUCAGUACAAAUAGUUUUAUUUUUAACAGUUCUCCUUCUGUUUGUACUGAAUGGUAAGUGUAUGUAAGAUAAUAAACACGUCCAUAUAGUGUGUUUUGUCUGAACCGCUUUCUCUAGGGCGGGCAUAAUCAUUUGGGACAGACCAUUAGAUACUUUAGGGGGAGGGAAGGGUACAAAUCCCAGGCUUGAAAAGCAAGAAAACAAAUUAAGCAACUGAAAUACCCCGAAGAAAUGUUAUUUAAGACUAGACUACGAGUUUUUGGUGAAUCCUAUUUAUACUCUGGUUAACGAACACGACUAUUUGGGUAUUUUGAUUGAUUAAAUAAAAAUAAGCGAGAAAGAAUCUAACACAGCUGCUCCAAGCGACUCAAAAAUACUCACCCCAUUCCCUCCAAACAUCUAAUGGUCUAUCCCUUAAUAAACUUGGGGCUAUAUGCAUCUUUUUGGAACACCUUGUUUGGUCGCCUAGGACUAGCAUGUAAUGUUUUUUUUAUCCCUAAUAUAUUUAUAUUAUAAUCUAAAUUAGAUUAUGGAAGUACAGCAAUCACGCUGCCAUCAGGUAUAAUAUUAAUCGCGCAGUUAAUGUAUAAUCACCUAGGUUUAAAUACUAAUGCUGAUAAUGCCUAUAUUUUAUAAUAAACAUGUACCCACUCAUGUA